GCUUGGGCGGUGGUCGCCAAACACAAACAACAGGUGUUGGUCCCAGUUUUUGUCCAUUUUUAUGGACACUCCGACCUCAAAUUUUUGGUUCAUUGUUAAUUUAGACUGAAAAUAUGAUUUCGUUUCGAUCGGAGUGGUUCAUUUUGUCAUUUCUCUUCGUCCAAGCGACAGCUCAAUACAGUUCGCAAGAAGACGAAGGAACUGCAAAAUGGUGCACCGUUAGUUUAGCCGAGCAGUACAAAUGCCAAAAUUUUUCAAAAGCGGUUGAAAGGGACACCCUGUCAAGUAAAUUUAGCAGGGACGCACUGAAAGUCGAAUGCGUUCGAGCUUUCAACAAAGACGAGUGCAUGACUCUUUUGGACGAGGGUACCGUCCAUUUGACAAGUCUGGACGCCGGUGAGGUCUUCAUUGGAGGCCGGUACCACAGUUUGAUCCCUUUGAUGCAGGAGACACUUGAAGGUGGCGCCUUGAACUAUUUCGCAGUUGCUGCGAUUAAAAAGGGUACUUUGACCGACGUGCGAAAGUUACGAGAUCUUCGCAACAAGAGAGCCUGCUUUGCGGGUGUCGGAACUCAAGCCGGAUGGGUCAUUCCGAUUGAUGUGAUGAUGAAGCAAGGUGGUUUAGAAGUGAUCGACUGCAACAACCAUGUCAAAUCGGCCAUUGAAUUUUUUGGCCCGAGCUGUGCAGUCAACUCUCUGACCGAUAAAUACAAUCCAAUUGGUGACAACUCUGACAAGCUGUGUCAGUUGUGCAUUGGUGAGGUGCCUGGAGGAAGGUGUACAAGUGCCGAUCCCUAUGCAGGGUUUGAAGGCGCCUUCCGCUGCUUGGUUGAAACAGGGGACAUUGCUUUUUUGAAGCACACAACCAUUCAAGAAAUGGUCUCCGCCCAAACACUUACUUCUGUCCGGAAAGACCAGUUUGAGCUCUUAUGUCGAGACGGAACAAGAGUUUCCGUAGACGAAUACAGGAAUUGCAACUGGGGUGAAGUUCCUUCCCACGCGGUAGUAACUUCAUCAGGCCAGUCGUUUGACAGGCGAAAGAGUUUCCAAAAAUUCCUUAAGCAAGCGGUCAGACUAUAUGGAGGUUCAGUUCCGUACUCUCCGACGCCUUCUUCUCAGGUCAACCGAACUAGGAUUGACUUCACUACUGAGAGAAAUCAGUAUGAUAGGUUUGGCAAUCCUAUCAGUAACCGGGAUCAAGACCGCUUCGGCAAUACCAAUCGGGAUCAAGAUCGUUUUGCUAAUAAUAACCGGAAUCAAGAUCAGUUUGGCCAGGAAGUUCAGUAUGAUAGAUUUGGUCGGCCCAUAUCUCGUCAGAAGAGACAGUUUGAAUUAGACAGAUUUGGACGACCGAUCAAUAACAGAGAUAGAGAUUAUGUGACAGACCCUCCUGAAGAUACCCAGCCAAAAACAGAGGACGAUUUUAAGCUGUUUGUCUCUGCAGCUAAGUACGGACGUCAACACAAUCUCUUGCUUCAAGACACUGCUCGAGGUUUGAUAGCAAUUGAGGAGAACAAACAAACCUAUUCUGGCUACCUCGGUAAGGCUCUGGAGCCAAUUUUAUCUGUUCGAAAGUGUCCUGUUGGAAGAAUGACCCUUUGCGUUACGUCUGAGCCGGAAAUGGAAAAAUGCAACAGGAUGAGGACUGCUUUGCGGGCGCAGCUUCUGAAGCCAGACAUGUCCUGCUUCAAAGCGCACAGCCACGUCCAUUGUCUGCAAGCCAUCAGGAGUGGAGACGCUGAUGUAGCUGUCAUGGACGCCAGCGACGUUUAUACCGGAGGACUUAGCUACGAUCUCAUCCCAUUUAUUGCUGAGGUUUACAACCUGGGCAAGCCUGAAUACUACGUUGUUGCUGUUGCCAAGGAAAAUGAUCCGAGUACAGAACUGACUUAUCUGAGAGGAAAGUACACUUGUCACACUGGAAUCAACACUGCGUCUGGAUGGGUAAUUCCCCUGGCCUAUCUGAUUUCAAACGGUUGGAUUCGGAGUUACGGUUGUGACAGUGUGAAAGCGGCUGCCGAAUAUUUCUCAAAGUCCUGCGUCCCUGGCGCCCUGAGUGCCGAGUACAACAGUGGCGUGCCUUACGACAAUCUGUGUCACCUGUGCCACGGCUCAAGCUUUCGGUACUGCCGCAGGGACGCUUCCGAGGACUACUUUGGGCACACUGGUGCCUUCCGCUGUCUUGUCGAAGGGGGUGGUGAUGUUGCUUUUGUCAAACACACUACCGUGAUGGAAAACACAGAUGGCAAGAGGAGGGAGUGGUGGGCUCGAAACACUCUUACUGAUGACUACGAACUGCUCUGCCCGGACGGCACAAGGGCUUCUUUGAAGGACUACAAGUGGUGCAGCCUUGGCAAGGCAAAGGCCAACGCCAUAAUCACUAGGGGAGGAGCAGGAUAUAAUGAGAGUGAAGUGGAGGCGUAUACAAAUCUGUUCGUCUAUGCUCAGCAAUUUUAUGGACGUAAAUAUCAAGACGAGUUCAGUUUCAGCAUGUUUUACUCGCCUCCACCCUACUCUGACUUGAUAUUCCAAGACGCAACCCAGCAGCUCUAUAUUCUUCCGAAGGAUGAGCGCAACUACAGGUCAUACCUGGGCAGGGACUUUAUGAGGGCCCGGGCCCUUGUUGACUGCCACGCAGGAGCAGCUGGAUUGGCCGAAUCACUGGCGCUCAUUUUCAUGUCGACUUUUGCAAUUUUGCUCGGCAGAAGGCAUUUUUAGAAACUAGCUUAGUUUUUGCAGAUAAAUAAUUUUACUGUUAUUAAUUUUAUGUUCAAUCAAUCAAAGAAAACUGCAUUCCGUCCACUUUGCAGAUUCAAAUCAAGCAUUCCGUCCACAUUGUAUUUUACAAAUGACAUGAAGUAUUAAAGAUCUGACUUAUAUUAUUUGUAGUGUUAUAAAUUAACUGUGAACUCAUAUUAUUCAAUUUUUGUCCACCUUCCAUUACUGGAAGAAGUCAGUUUCAGUUAAGUGAAUCUGUUUUUAUAUUUACAAUAUUUUUAUAUUACAAACAAAGACGGAUACUUUUAAAAAUAAUUUUGUUAUAAGAAUGGUUGAACGAGAAUACAUCUUGAAUGACAUU
Molecule: messenger RNA, 3078 nt
Organism: Neocloeon triangulifer
Lineage: Eukaryota; Metazoa; Arthropoda; Insecta; Ephemeroptera; Baetidae
Gene: Tsf2
Product: transferrin 2
Exons: 13
Coding region: 114-2717 (867 amino acids)
Biological process (GO): iron ion transport
Cellular component (GO): recycling endosome; early endosome; plasma membrane
Source: RefSeq, a predicted model, not a curated record